CUCCCGGCGCGUGGGGGGACACUGCCUGACAAGCUGAUUGGCUGCCGCGCUAACAGGCGGGAACGGCCGCGGGCGGAUGGGGAUCCCGAGCCCGGAAGAACCGCGACCGGGAGCAGAAAGAGGACCUCGCCAGUUUCGUUUUAAGUGAGCUUCGUUCUUUUAGGCCUAUCGUGCAUAGUAUCUUCGAAAGUACAGAUAAGCAGGCCCAGAAGGAGAAAUCUCCCGCCACCACUAAGACACUCACGUGUUUAAAGCCCGGGCUCUUCACUCGCAAAGUUUCGAGGGGGGGAGGCGGCGUCGUCACCAUUGGCUGGAUGUGCCAGCUCGCCUAGCGUUUAUCAGCUCGCCUUUCAAACUGGGAACAACAAGGAUCCUGCAAAGUUCUAAGCAGCGCACCUGGUUGCAGAAUAAACAUGGAGAAACAUUAUUCACGUUUGGCGAUAAAAUCGUCUUAUUCAGACUUGGUCAUCAAUGUAGGAAAAGUAACUCUUGGUGAAAGUAACAGAAAAAAGCUGCAGAAAGUUCAGAGAGAGAAAGAGAAGGCGAAAGUGAUCCAGGCUGCAUGUGCUUUAUUAAACUCAGGAGGAGGAGUGAUUCAACUGGAAAUGGCAAACAACGAUGAAAAUCUCGUGGAGAUGGGACUGGAUUUAGAAGAAGCUUUGAGAACACUUAUUCUGUUUUCAAAUCUGCAAGCUUUCUUCAAGACAAAGCAACAAGGGAAGUGUUACUACAUUUUUGUGAAGUCUUGGAGCACCGACGCUUUCCCUGAAGACAUUUCUGUUAAGCCCCGCAUUUGUAGCCUGAGUUCUUCGUUAUACUGUAGAUCUGGCACUUCUGUGUUUCUCAUGGAUUCAGGAAAGGCAUUCAGUUUCCUGAAAACCAAGAAAACAAAUGCAAAAAGCUCAGGGAAAGAGCCUUUUGGUGAAAUUUCCAAGGUUAUACAUCCAGACCUCCAUGACGUGGAUCCUACUUACUGUGUUCUUCAAAAAGACCAUUUUGAACAUGGUGAAGUCAUGCCUUUUCCCGAGUCUCAAUUCAUAGAGUUUAAGCAGUUUGCUACAAAACACAUUGAACAAUAUACGAAAGACACGAUUCUAGAGUAUAUCCCUGCAUUUGCAAACACUGAAGGAGGCUAUCUUGUUAUUGGUGUGGAUGAUAAAAGUAGGAAAGUUCGGGGAUGUGCUAAAGAAAAUGUUGACCGUGACUCUUUGAAAAAGAAAAUAGAAGAAGCAAUACAAAAAUUAUCUUGUGUCCAUUUUUGCCAAUGUCAAUGCCAGAUAGAUUUCACAGUCAAAAUCUUGGAUGUGUUAGACAAGGGAGAGUUAUAUGGCUAUGCUUGUGUGAUCGGAGUGAAGCGAUUCUGUGGUGCAGUGUUCUCAGGUGUUCCCAGUUCGUGGAUGGUGAAGGAUAAGGAGGUUUGCAGCCUGACAACUGAGGAAUGGCUAAGCAUGAUGAUGGAUACAGAUCCAGAUCUUAGGCAGCUGUGCAAAGACUUUGAAUCUCAGCUGAGCCUGUCUAACAGCCCUCCUCAGAGCAGACCAGUGUACUCCAAGAAAGGUCUGGAACAUAAGAAGGAUCUCCAACAACGCUUAUUUCCAGUGACACCAGGAUGUCUGAAAUACACCCCUGAAUCUCUCCAGAAGGAACUGUUCUUGCAGAAUGAAGGUUUGGAGGAAUUAAUACAUAGGCAAAUAGACCCAUUCUCCCAGGGAAUUUUAAUCCUUUCUACAAGCUGGGCUGUGGACCUGAACUUGGAAGAGAAGCCAGGAGUCAUCUGUGAUGCUCUGCUGAUAGCGCAGAACAGUCCUCCCAUUCUCUACACCGUCCUCAGGGAGCAAGACGCAGAGGGGCAGUCCUAUUGCACUCGCGUGGCGUUCACGCUGAAGCAGAAGUUGGUGAACAUGGGAGGCUACACUGAAAAUCUGUGUAUCACGACCAAGGUCCUCCACCUGAGUCCCGAGAGCAGUGCAGAGUCCUCGGCGGGUUCAGGCUCUGUGAUUGAUUACCCCAGUUCCUAUCACCUAGCAGACACUCAGCAAAUGGAAGCUUUGCUGCAGUCGCUUGUGAUCGUCUUGCUUGGCUUCCGGUCUCUCUUGAGUGACCAGCUCGGCUGUGAGGUUUUAAAUCUGCUCACAGCCAAGCAGUAUAAGAUCUUCUCAAAAAACCUGCGCAAGAGCAAAGAGUUGUUUAUCCAUGGCUUACCUGGCUCAGGGAAGACGAUCAUGGCCAUAAAGAUCAUGGAGAAGAUCAGGAACACAUUUCACUGUAAGACGAAUGAAAUUCUCUACACUUGUGAGAACGAGCCUUUGAAGAAUUUUAUCAGGGACAAAGAUAUCUGCCAGGCAGUGACCCGGAAGAGCUUCAUGAAAUAUGACUUUACACACAUUCAACACAUCAUCAUCGAUGAAGCUCAGAAUUUCCGCGCUGAAGAUGGGGAUUGGUAUAGAAAGGCGAAAACCAUAACUCAGAGAGACACGGAUUGCCCAAGAAUUCUGUGGAUCUUUCUGGACUACUUUCAGACCAGCCACAUGGAGUGCAUCGGCCUCCCUGCUCUCUCAGCCCAGUAUCCAAGGGAAGAGCUCACCAGAGUGGUACGCAAUGCAGGUCAAAUAGCCGGAUACCUACAACGUGUAUUGCAGAGGGUCAGGAAAAAUCCUCCACGUAACAUCCCUCAUGAGCCCCUGAAGAUGUGUCUUGAAGCUAAAUGGGCUUGGGAUGUUCAGGGAACCUUAAAUAUUAAGAAGAACUUAACUCUGAAUGCAAUAGUGACGCAUGUGGCAGACACAUGCAAGCUUCUCUUUGAAAGGGGCUAUUCUCCCAAGGAUGUUGCUGUGCUUGUCAGCACCACAAGAGAUGUGGAGAAAUACGAGCAGGAGCUCUUGAAAGCAAUGAGGAAGAAAAGGAUAAUGUGUCUCACCAAUGCGAGUGACAUGGGGGGUGAUCACAUUGUGUUCGAUAGUAUCCGAAGAUUCUCAGGUCUGGAAAGGAACAUUGUGUUUGGGAUCCAUCCAAGCACCAUGGAGCCAGCUAUCUUAUACAACAUUCUUGUCUGUCUGGCAUCCAGAGCGAAUCAACAGCUACAUAUUCUGUGGCAGCGUGAUGUUUAAGAAGAAUUCCAAACCAAAAUGAUGAGGAUGAGGCGAUUUGGGAUUUGGGAUGAGGCGAUUUGCUCUGUCAGUAUCCAUGGGUGGCAGUCUGACUGGUAUUGGAAGAAACUUGUCUUUUCCAUUCAUGGAAAAGAUUUGGGCAGAGCUGACAUACAGAAUCUGGAACUUCCCUCUCUGGCUCUCUCCUUUUAGGGAUUCCUCCCCACACUACUUCUGACAGCUAUUGUCCCAAAUUCUGACUCUGAUUCUUCCGACCAGAAUGAUAGUGAUUUUCUAAAGAAACUUUAAUCACCCUGCACAGCCCAGACUGUGACCUGCCCUUUGGCUAAAAGCCAUAAAACAACACAUUCGUCCAGUGGCCGUUGUUUCUUCUAAGUCUGGACCCUCAUAGUGUAUUUUUAAAAAAAUUUGUCCAGGAUCUAUAGUUAAUCUGCAGAAGGGUGGUCUGGUAAGGACUACUUGGCCACAUUAGAAGCAGAAUUCUUAUUUCCAGAAUUCUUGACAUUUCUCUGUGUUGCAGUGAUCCAGGAUUUGGGAGGUUCCCAAGAUAGUUCAGACAGCAACUGAGUGGGUCUUAAUAAUUUUUGGCAGAACAUAGAGCACUGUACAAGUAUUUAAUCCUUUAAAAUUGUAAGUUCCAUUUUUUUUGUCCUCAGAAUAUCCCAGAUCAAGCUUUAAUCAUGAUAGUAAGCAUUGAUUGUCACUUUACAAAGAAAUUAUAAGCCAAUAUAAAACAAAACUAGAGCCAUUUUCUCUUUCACUGAGAGCAUUAGAGACCAAAAUCUGCUUCUAAAGGUGCACACGGGUCAUUAAGUAAAUAGAACUAGGAAAAAUACAGUCUUUACAGAGGAACUUCUCAACUCUGCUCUACUUAAUGUUCUAUAACAUAUCAACUUAAAUUUUGAGUCAAGUAUAUUCUUGAACUAUAAUUUCCCCCUUUACUUUUAUAUUUUGGUGGGCCAGUCUUAAGGACUGAAUGUUUGUGUCCUUCCAAAAUUGACAGAUUGAAGCCCUUAACAUUUAGUGUGGAUGUAUUUGUAGAUUUGUAAGGAAGUCAUUAAGGUUAAAUGAGGUCAUAGGAUGGGGUCUUGAUCUCCUAAGAUUGGAGAGCUUAUAAGAGACACGCAAGAGCUCUUUCUGUCUCUUUCUCUGUUCACACACAAACAUGAGGUCAUGUGAACCCAGAGAGAGAUGGUGGCCAGUUCCAAGUCAAGAGGCUCCAAGAUGAAACAACUCCUCCUGACACCACGAUCUUAGAUUCCCAGCAUCUAGAACUUUGUGAAAUAAAUUUCUGUCCUUUAAGCCACUCAGUCUGUGGCAUUUUGUUCUUACAGCCUAAGCAGACUAACAUAGCCACAGAAUUAUUCUUCUAACUAAAACACAUACUUAAUAGUGUUAGUGUUAGUUGCUCAGUCAUGUCCGACUCUUUGUGACCCCAUGGACUACAGCUCACCAGGCUCCUCUAACCAUGGAAUUCUCCAGACCAGAAUACUGGAGUGGGUAGCUAUUCCCUUCUCCAGGGGAUCCUUCUGACCCAGGGAUCGAACCCAGGCCUCCCACAUUGCAGGCAGAUUCUUCACCAUCUAAGCCACCAGGGAAGCCCUGCUACUUAAUAACGCCAAUGCAUUUCUUAUUUUUCUGUCCAUACAAAACAUUUGAAAAAUGUUUCUAGUCUAAAAAAUAACCACAAAACAUUUGUACAACUAAUGGAAAUUUAAAACAUUACAUGACUAAUAUUCCACUUAUUACUAGUCCUAUUCUACUCCCCUUCUCCCAUCUUAUAAGUUGUGACUUUUUCUUUCUCCUGUCUGUGCUUGCACAUGGAAUUUCAUCCUCUUGACUUGAAACUGUAGGCUCUUCUAACUUCAGCAAAAUAAGGAAAAAGUGUUCUUUCUUUCUGAUUGCAUUAAAUCAGUUACAACACUGCACCAAAUAGUUAUCCUUGUAAAUGCUGUUUCUAAUAAAAUUGGUUUUGUAAGUUC
Messenger RNA from Cervus elaphus (red deer), 5089 nucleotides. RefSeq names its product schlafen family member 11 (gene SLFN11). NCBI's taxonomy places the organism in Eukaryota, Metazoa, Chordata, Mammalia, Artiodactyla, Cervidae. Gene Ontology annotation, molecular function: tRNA binding. The record is from RefSeq and is a predicted model, not a curated record. Bases 414 to 3107 code for a protein of 897 amino acids. Gene Ontology annotation, biological process: defense response to virus. The transcript has 5 exons.